This is a messenger RNA of Dichomitus squalens LYAD-421 SS1, 1173 nucleotides long. Its product is annotated as galactose-1-phosphate uridylyltransferase. Gene Ontology annotation, cellular component: cytoplasm. Gene Ontology annotation, molecular function: zinc ion binding; UDP-glucose:hexose-1-phosphate uridylyltransferase activity. The record is from RefSeq and is a predicted model, not a curated record. Gene Ontology annotation, biological process: beta-D-galactose catabolic process via UDP-galactose, Leloir pathway. NCBI's taxonomy places the organism in Eukaryota, Fungi, Basidiomycota, Agaricomycetes, Polyporales, Polyporaceae. The transcript is spliced from 5 exons. Bases 1 to 1173 code for a protein of 390 amino acids.
AUGGCUGACUUUGAUCCUACAACCCACCCCCACCGCCGUGUUAACCCUCUUACUGGCGAGCACGUUCUUGUGUCCCCCCAUCGCACUAAGCGACCAUGGCUCGGGCAGACCGAACCCCCACAGCAGUCUGACUUGCCGGAGUACGACCCCAAGUGCUAUCUCUGCCCCGGCAACACACGCGCAGGGGGACAGGCAAACGAGAAGUAUGAGCAUACCAUGGUCUUUGAGAACGACUAUGCCGCGGUUCUCCCCCCUCCUGGUCCGGCCGCCCCCCCUGCUCCUCAUCCUCUGCUCACCACCGAGCCUGUCGAGGGUGGCUGCGACGUCCUUUGCUUCCAUCCUCGCCAUGAUCUCACUCUCGCCAGGCUUGGCCAAGCCGACAUCAUACGCAUUAUCGACGAGUGGUCCAACGUCUACAAGAAGCGUGGCACUCAGCAGGGCAUCAACUACGUUCAAAUCUUCGAGAACAAGGGAGCCAUGAUGGGCUGCUCAAACCCACACCCCCAUGGUCAAGUGUGGUCCCUGUCCGCGGUGCCCUCCCUUCCUGCGACCGAACUGGCCAACCUGAAAAAGUACUCUCGGUCAACUCCGCCUUCGGAUGCGCCCAAAGGCCCACUUGGUCGCUCGUGUCUGCUGUGUGACUAUGUUCACUUCGAGGUCGGCGUUGCUCGUGACGAGGGUCGCGUCGUAGUGCAGAACGACCACUGGGUAGCCCUUGUUCCGUGGUGGGCCAUCUGGCCAUUUGAGAUCAUGCUCCUCCCGUACAAGCGUCAUAUUCCUUCUAUCGUUCACCUAACCCAGGCGGAGAAAAGCGCGUUCGCGGAAAUCCUGUCCCAGGUCACCAUUCGCUACGACAACUUGUUCUCAUGCUCGUUUGCGUAUUCCAUGGGUAUCCACCAGCGCCCGACUCCCCCUGCGUCUGAUGCUAUUCCCGAGGAUCAGGACGAGGACAACGUAGCUCACCUACAUUUGCAUUUCGCUCCACCGCUUCUGCGUAGCGCUUCAGUACGCAAGUUCUUGGUUGGCUUCGAGCUCAUGGCCGAGCCCCAACGCGACCUGACCCCAGAACAGGCAGCGGCGAGGCUCAGGAUUCUGCCAGACGUUCACUACUUGAAUGUUCAGAAAUUUGCCGAUGCCUCUGCGACGGAAGGUGUGGAUGCCACAAACAGCUAG